Messenger RNA from Jaculus jaculus (lesser Egyptian jerboa), 1575 nucleotides. RefSeq names its product interactor of HORMAD1 1 (gene Iho1). The transcript has 6 exons. Gene Ontology annotation, biological process: meiotic DNA double-strand break formation; homologous chromosome pairing at meiosis; DNA recombination. Gene Ontology annotation, cellular component: condensed nuclear chromosome. Bases 1 to 1575 code for a protein of 524 amino acids. The record is from RefSeq and is a predicted model, not a curated record. NCBI's taxonomy places the organism in Eukaryota, Metazoa, Chordata, Mammalia, Rodentia, Dipodidae.
AUGGGCACGGCGGAGCACUCUGAUUGGCCAGUGCAGCGCAGGGGCGUGGCCAGCGAACCUAGUAUUUUCACAAAGUACCAGACAAAACCCCAGUUGUUUGGAGGAGAUACAAAGAAUGAAGGCCUAUUUACUCUUCCUUUGCCUACUGGAAAUUCCAAAGGACUCUUGAAACAGUUUGAAGAGAAAAAAAAAAGAGCAGCAGACAAAUGUGACAGCGAGAAUCUAUACAACUUUUUUUCUCAUUUUGGAAAAAGCAUACAGAAGUUGCAGACAUCUGUGGAGAAGUCUGAGGAGCAUCUCAGUUCAAGAAGUCAGUCUAUUUUGGAUUCUUUAGAGACUGGGAUUAAGACAUUUCAAGAGACUUCACAAAACCAGAGUAACCUGAUACUUGAGGCAGUGCAAGAGAAAGGCAACAUGGAGCAGGUUGUCCUUGAGAUACAGAAGGAAUCAGAGGCUAGACAAGCAGAGUUUAUAGAAAUGAAGUCCUUCCUGAAGAACCUUGAAGUUUUAGUUUUCCAGCAGAGUAAGGACUUCCAGCAACUUUCUGAGCAAGUAGGCCAGCUGAAUAUGUCUGGUUUCCUAGAAGAGCUGAAGAGAUUAAUCUCCGUGCCUCAAGUACCUAGGCAUGUGAAAGAAAACACUUCUCAGACCUCACCAUUUCUGGCCCAGAACCUCAAUUUCAUGAGGCAGGAAAAAUCCACCACUGAGGAGCCAGUUAGUUGGCAGGUCCAGAUCCCUCCUGAUGCAGGGAAUCCCAGUAUGGGUUCCCAGAAGACUGGGUUGUUUGGCAUCUGGGAUGAAGGAACACAGAGUGAUAUUCUCCAAGAGGCCUCACUGCCAGCAGGUGGGCCCCCUAAAAGAAAUGGCCAUGUAAAGGACAAGAGCAUGGAAACUAACUGCAGGAAUUGGAUGAUUUCCAAAACAAGUCCCCAAAACCACAGCUCUAGCAUUCCAGACCACAAGAUUUGUGGUGACAAAGACCUAAUUUCUCAAGAAUAUUCUCAGCUAGACGUCACAACCAGCAUUAAAAAUGUCUGUCCAAUAUAUCUAUCCCAAAGACUAUUUUCUUAUGACCCAUAUAAACAGCUAAUGACUAAACAGAAAGGCAAGACUAUAGGAAGAGGGAGAAAAGGCAAGAAGCAACCCAGGAAAUCCCACAGAAGCCGGUGUCGAGCUAGGCAGCAAGAGCAAACUCCUCCCAAGACCCAUGCUUUCAAUUCCAGAUAUCAGAAUCCCCAGUGUCCAGUUUCUGGUCCACAAGAACCCUUCAUUCAGCAGCAGGAACCUCUUUCUCAGCCUCUACAUUUGCAGGAUCCUAAAAGCUCUACCAACCCAGUUUUGGGAGAGACAGUCAAGACCAGUCAGAUAAGAAGGGCAGUUCAAAAGAGCCUCUUGCAGUCUAACAGGUACUCGUCCAAAGACGAUGAGCAGUCCUCAAGCAGUUCCCAGGGUGACCAGAAUAUAAGCUGGUUCAAUAACCUCGGAUUUGAAAAUUCAGAGUCUUCUGUGCUUAAGAAGGCUGGGAAGAACUUUCUCUGUGAUCUGGUUUUUGAUAGCAGCGAUGAUGACUUCUGA